AUGUCGCUUGAUCUAUCGGUUGGACCAUCGCAAGAUCUCACCUUAGAACUUUGCAAAUUCCUGACGAGUCUCAAAUAUGAAGAUCUACCGGAAGAUGUUAUCUAUAUGGCCAAAGCCAGUAUCCUUAACAGCAUUGGUUGCGGGCUAUCAUCGUCACCCAGUUCCCUCCCAGCCGCCGCAAAAUUAUACGCCGCACUAGACCCGCUUGCCAAAAGCCCUCGACAGUCAACAGUGCUAGCGGUUGUGGAAAAGGCGACAGUUGACGAUGCAGCUUUGUUGAAUGGACUGAUGAUGACCGCCCGGUUCUUCGAUGAUACUCACUUGUCGACUCUUACCCAUCCAUCAGGCCCGCCCUUGGCAGCUAUCAUGGCUUAUGCAGAGGCUGCAGGUCUCAAUGGAAAGGACUUCAUCCUCGCCUUCAUAAUCGGUGUUGAGGUGGGCUUAACUCUCACAAAAGCGUUGGGAUUCGGGCCUUACAAGAAGGGCUGGCAUUUGACAGGCAUCGUAGGGUCCUUCAGCGCUGCAGCGGCGAUAUCAAGCCUCAUGGGGCUGGACGCUCAUGGCAUGGCCACAGCACUUGGUCAUGCUAGCAGUAUGUCAGCUGGGUCCAGGAACGUUUUUGCAACCGACACCUUGAUUAUGCACGCGGGUCGCGGAGCUCAAAACGGAAUUCUUGCUGCGCGACUCGCAAGUAAAGACUUCGGCAGCACCACAAACGCCUUGGAGAAAUGGAUCAAUCUGAUGUCUGUAGCAGGGGAGGAAAGCCACCCUCAGAGAAUAUUGGAUUUGCUACAUGUCAAGAACGGUAAACGGGAUUGGAAACUGCUGGAGAAUGCGUUCAAGCCAUAUCCCUGCGGGAUUGUCAUCCAUCCGUUGAUAGAUUCAGGGAUAGAGGCUCGGCAAGAGAUCUUUGGAGACGGGCGGAGCCCGAAAGACACUCUCAGCAUUGUCAAAAAAAUUGAAGCAACGGUCUCACCUAUGACAAUUCGGCUUUGUGGUAUACGACAUCCUCAAGAGCUGGUACAGACCCUCUUCAGCAACUAUCAUGGUCUGUCAGUGGGGUUGAUACUAGGUGCAGGAGGCAUCAAAGAGUUCUCAAAGGAGGUUGCGGACGAUUCUAUCGUGGCAGGUAUGCGAGAUCGCAUCACGCUGCUGCCAAACGAGUCAUUCAGAGACAACCAGGCCAUUGUUAAAUUCUGGUACACGUCCGCUGAUUGUACUGAGAGAAUGAAGGAGGUCACGAUCGAACAUGCGUUAGGGUCUUUGGAGAAUCCCAUGACCGCGGAACAGCUCAAUUCCAAAUUUGAGGACCAGGCAGCUGAAGGCAAGCUCGAGCAGACGAACGUUAGCAAAGCGAUUUCGGAGCUUUGGAAUUUGGAAACAGUAGUUAACAUUCAGUCUUUGAUGCGGCUGCUGGCGAGCUCAACAACUCCACAGAACUAUCCUAGUUAA
Molecule: messenger RNA, 1452 nt
Organism: Exophiala bonariae
Lineage: Eukaryota; Fungi; Ascomycota; Eurotiomycetes; Chaetothyriales; Herpotrichiellaceae
Exons: 1
Coding region: 1-1452 (483 amino acids)
Molecular function (GO): lyase activity
Source: RefSeq, a predicted model, not a curated record